This is a messenger RNA of Molossus molossus (Pallas's mastiff bat), 861 nucleotides long. It is a transcript of the gene MRNIP, whose product is annotated as MRN complex interacting protein. Lineage: Eukaryota; Metazoa; Chordata; Mammalia; Chiroptera; Molossidae. The record is from RefSeq and is a predicted model, not a curated record.
AUGGGUGAGGGUGGAGAAAAUCAGUCAGCAAAGGCUUAUGGUGAGGGCUCUGAUGCUUAUUAUAGAUGCCAUAUCCAAAAAUUAAGCCUGCUGCAGGGAUACAUGUACAAUCUUUCCCUAAGGUCUCUGGAAGAAACUGUAAACGCUGAGAAAAAUGAAGGUCCUGGGCAGGCUGAGCAUGUGAAUCUGCAGGGAAAAAAAAAACAGCCCUCGGAGAACUGCCGGCUGAAGUAUUUGGAAAGAGGCUCUAAAGAGCUGGGGCUGGAAGGAGGUGUGUGUUUCAACAGAUGGCCCUCAACCAAAAAAGAGAAGACACCACCAUGCAAUCUUGAUGGCCAGGUCUCGGGGGACUCUGAGUUCACCUUGGAAACCCAGAAGGAUUAUGCUGGCCUGGCAGGGAAGGUCAAAGAAGGAAGCAGUCAUGAGGACCGGGACACCAGGAAGUUCACUGGUCCUUGGGUGGAACCACUGUGUCCUGCACAGCAGGUCAGGGCCAAAUCUUCUAAAUGGGAACGACUUUUUCUGCCACCUGAAAACAGCUCACAUGUAGACACAGAGCGCCCGACACCCCUGCAGAGGGACCCCAGGGCAUCUGAGGCAGCACAGGCUGAACAGGGGACCCCUGGGCUAAAACAGCAAAGGACAGGGGGACUCAGCAGGACACCUAGUACACUCCAGCUUCCUUGGGCCACACACACUCCUAUGUCUGGGCCCAAGAAGCCCUUCAGGGAGACUAAAGCAGUGAGGGACAUAUGCCCUCAGGCAGAGGGUGGGCCCUUGGUCAAAGGGACACAGGAUUCGCAGCUCAUGCUACAGUGUGACCUCUUUAACACUGGCAAGGAUUUUGAUGAUGUUCUGUGA